Messenger RNA from Melitaea cinxia (Glanville fritillary), 977 nucleotides. Its product is annotated as tetraspanin-11-like. Gene Ontology annotation, cellular component: membrane. The transcript has 6 exons. The record is from RefSeq and is a predicted model, not a curated record. The coding region runs from base 168 to 977 and encodes 269 amino acids. NCBI's taxonomy places the organism in Eukaryota, Metazoa, Arthropoda, Insecta, Lepidoptera, Nymphalidae.
AAUCGGAAUGGGAGGAGUGUUUACAAAAUACAAAUAAGAUAUUUAUCGACCGUUUAUACUCAGUUUCAUUAAAUAAAAAGACAAGAAUCUUGUACAGGAACAUUACCGAAUAAAUUGUUAGCUUUAUUUAAAGACAUUCACGUUAGUUUCAAUUAGUUUAAGUAAAGAUGAGCAUGUCUCGCUGCUACUCGUUGAUGAAAUGUUUGCUGAUUAUAUGCAACAUUUUAUUUCUCAUCGUGGGCGUGGGGGUGUGCGGGUUCGCGGGCUGGGCGCUGUGGGACGGGCGCGCGUCGGAGACCAGCGCUGGGCGCGCCGGCCUGUGCGCGCUCGCAGUGUGGGCCGCUGUGCUCAGCUUCGGAGCGGUGGCGGCGCUGGCGGGUGCCAUGCGCGGCUCCGCUUCUCUACUGGCGGGUGCGUUUGCGCUGCUGGCUCUGAGCGCCGUGGCGGAGGGCGCUGCCGCCUGGUGGGGCGCCGCGCACGCUCCGCAGCUCAAGCAGGCGCUACGCGACCGGCUCCGCUACACGCUGCUUCACGACUACGGCAUGCUGCCGGCGCGCACGCAGGUGCUCGACGCGAUACAGCACGGGCUGCAGUGCUGCGGCGCGGAGAGCGCGCUGGACUGGCAGCAGGCGCGCUGGGCGCGGCCGGCCGGCGCGCUGGACCUCAGCGUGAGCGCGCCGCCGCCCUCCUACCGCGUGCCGCCCUCCUGCUGCAGCGUGAGCACACUCUCCAUACCGUCGCUGCACACGGAGGAUUCGGCGGAGUGCGAGGAGGCGCGCGUGGUGCCGGCGACGUCGCGCGGCGGCGCGGGGCUGUACGACGUGCCGUGCGGGCCGCGCGUGCUGGCGGCCCUGGAGCGCGCGGCGCGCGGCCCGCUGCUGGCGGCCGCCGGCCUGCUGGCCGCGCACGCCGCCGCGCUGCUGCUGGCGCUGGCGCUGUGUCUGCGCGCGCGCCCGCCGCCGCGCUACAAGGCGUAA